CUUAGCAGCCUCUUAUUGUCUUGCACGGAGGAUUCCCAGAAUGGGUGGAAAGCUGACGACCUGGUUGGCCGGUUAAUUCCAACAUCCGUUUCCAGUUAAUGCAUCCCGGGGACUGAGUUCCCCUCCUUUUAUGACCAAGGGGCUUCGGGGUAUGAAUGUCAAGUAACAUCUUGAUAUAGAUAGCAAAAAUUAAUGCGAACACCCGCUUUUCUUAAUUAGUUUUCCUAGCGUCCGCACGUUUUGAUUGUAUGAUCCUUUGAUUUGUGGAGAAAAUGCAAACAUUCUGCACUGGAAGUUACGGCAAUCCAAGAAAUGUAGCUAAGGACUUUUAGAGAGGAACUUGGAAGCAAAAUAAACAAUCUGUGUCCUUGGAGUGACUGGCAACAUGAGUAAUCAGCUUGCUUGGAGUGAACAAGAUACUGUUGAUGGAAAGUCCAAAAAAGAGCAGAAAACAUCUCAGUCAUUUGUUUUUAAGAAUGCGAUAGAAGCAAAAGAAAGGAGAAAUGAUGUCCAAUGGGAUGUACAACCUCUCAUUUCCUCUGCUAAAUGGCUUCAACUUCAUGGACUCAAGAAGAACAAGAUGACUUUUUCUGAGAUUUUUUCCCAAAUUGGAUUCCAGCACAAAGAAGAUUAUGUCUCUGUCUUGGGAAAAAUUGUGGCUUCACGAUAUGCAGAUGGUUUGUAUCAUCAGUACAGAGCAAUAUCUGAUGGCAAGCUCUAUAAUUUGACAGCCAAAAAGAGUCUUCUCCUUCAUUUUGCAAAUAGUUUAACUGUAAUGAUUGAAUUGUACAAACGAAGAAUGGAGUGGUUAACUUCUGAAAGUCGGCAGAUUUUUGGAGUAAUACAAGAACAGAAUAUCACCAUUGCUCUGGAUUUUGGAACUGCUCCUUUAAGUGAGUUCAAUCUCUGCCAAGAAGCACUUUCUAUGGUCUUAAAGCAGCAAGUGGCCCAAAUUGAGAAAUUUAAUUUAAUCCGGGUGGCUCAGGAUCUUGUGAAGUGGCAAGGGAAACCUCUUUUUGUCACAAAGGACUCAAUAGAAGAUGCCAUUGAGUGGCUCUGGACAUUGGAAUACCUACCAGCUGUUUGUCACACUGGAUCUACAGAAACAAUCUUGGAGGCAUUGUUUGAUCAUACGAUAGAAGCUGUAUACUAUUUUGUGGUGGGUGAUAUACCAGAAUGUGCAAAGCACUUGCUCAUACAGAAGAUCUCAAGAAGUCCAUGUCCAAUCCAUACCGUAUCUUUCAAUGCUAGAGAAGAAGAAACAGUUGCUUUCUUAAAGGAUCUCAGUCAGCUAACCACUGGCAGGUUCCAUGCAUUUGCUGAAAGGACUGAUGAAGUGCUUGUGAUGGGCCCUUCACUCAGUAAGAAUGAGAAAGCUACCUUGUAUUCAAGAAGACUGAAAGGAAGACUCCCUUUAGGAACUGGUGUGAGAGAAGAUGUCUACCUGAUUUGGAAGGAACUAGAGGAAGCCAAGAAUAUCUUAAUCCAGAUAGAGAAAAUUCUCAUAGAGUUUGAGAAGUCUGAAAUAGUGGCAGCAGAAGAAAUGGAUAAAAUAGAAUGUGAGCCAGAAGUAAAAGAUUUUGUGAAUUCCAGAGAGUGGCUUCAGAAGAAUGGUUUGAAAGCCCAGAAUCUAACCAUACCUAGAGCUUUUUCUGAUUGUGCUUUUCGUCAUGUAAAUGGAAUUGUAGAUAUAAAAUCCAAGCCAGAAGAUGAAUUUCUUCAGACAAAUGCUGAGACAAAUAAAAAGGUAAUCCAUGCCAAAUACUGUAACAAUUUUAUACAUACUGUCUUGGAAGAUGGAUCUAUAAUUCAUUUACAUUUGGAUAAAGAAAGAUGCAAGGAGUUUGAAAAUAAAAUGAAGAGCGCUCUUUAUCAGAUGGAAGAAAGAAUUCAGGAUCUUAAGAAAGGAAGCCGAGCGCUCUUUGGCGAUGUCACAGAAGACCACAUCUAUAUCCUCAUUGAUGUAUCGCAGUCUAUGGUAUAUAAACUGCCUGUGGUGAAGGAGAAAAUAUAUCAACUUAUAAGAGAACAGUUUCAGAACAAAACCAGGUUUAACUUUGUUAAAUUUGAUGCUGAAGCAAUAGCCUGGAAAGACAAACUUGCUGAAGUUAAUGAAGAAAAUAUAGAAGAUGCUAUACUUUGGAUAAAACAACUUCAGGUUGGGACUACUACAAACAUACUGAAAGCGCUUCAGAUUGCCUUUGCUGAUUGUGACAUUCAAGCCAUUUAUCUUCUUACUGAUGGGAGACCUGAUCAGCACCCCAAUAGAAUUUUAGAUGAACUCAAACUUCGACAAAACAUUCCAGUUCACACUAUAUCAUUUAACUGUGAUGAUACUGGAGCCAAUCAAUUUUUGCACGAGCUGGCCAGCAGCACAGGUGGACGAUUUCACUACUACCAUAUUUAUCUGACAGAUCCUGUUUCCCCAAAACCUUUUGAGAGUGAGGAUAUAUAUUUGGUUAGAAGAGAGAUAGAACGAGGAAAAAAACAACUGAACAAAGUACAAUCCCUUUACACUGGCAGCGAUUUGAUGGAUUUGUUUAAUGGAGCAAAAGAUCUUCACGAUAAACAACCCAGGCAGACUUUUGCUACAAUCCCAGUAACCAUAGAAGUUGAGGGACUGAACCCCUCAUCUCAAGUUAGGCCCUAUUCUGCCUUUGAAGAGACUGCAUCAGCUUCAUCAGAACUCGAUAUGGCAUUUUCUGAGAGUCCAACCGCAAAGAAGAAAGUUUUAUAUGCAGAGCCAACAAAGAGUAGCAUGCUUAGAACUCAGCGCUACACAGCCAAGCCUUCUGAACAAAGUCAAGAUGGAAAAACGUCAGCUGAAAGAAAAGAACAGAAGAGCCCAAAACCUGAACAAAAGAUAAAUGAUGACUCUUUGGAUAUCCCUUCAGCUCAAUGGCUAAAGAUUCACGGUUUGAUUGCUAAAAGACUUACCAUAAUGGAUGCCUUAGCCCCAACAGCAGUUUCUCGUACAACUACUUACGUUCCAAUUUUAGAUAAACAUGUCGUUUCCAAAGUAUUUGAUGAUAUAUUCCCUUUCGCCCAUGUGAGCAGUGAUAAGAAAUGUGUCACCCUGCUUAACCCUCAAGCAGUAGAUCUUGAUGCCUACAGAAAGAAGGUGCAAGAAGCAAUAACAACGUAUGAAAGACGCCUUGACCAAAUUGUUUGGAAAGCAUUACCGCAGAAGGAAAAAGAGAAAUUUGAACAGGAUCAGCCAGUAUCCUAUGUGGAACAUAAAGAAUCUUUGCUUGAAGCCUUAGCCAAUGCAAAUUGGCCUGUUGCCAACGAGGACCUUGUGAUGUUGGAAGAUGAAAUUCUAACAGCAUUAACAUACCUGCAACAGGCUUCUGAUCUUCAAGUAGCCUCCAAAGAGGAACCCCAGAGAAUUUGCCCACUCCACAUAUGUCCCACUAAAGAGAACAAGAAAGAUGGCAGCCUGGAUAUAAAAAUUCAAACUUUGACUACAACUAAAAAAAUCAACUAUACAGAAUGCAACAGAAAAAGUGGAACAAUUAAAUAUUAUGACAGAAGAUUUAACCACCCAACAAACACAGAUAAUGGAAAAUCCAGAAAAGAAACAUGGAAAAGGAAAAGACUUUCUAUAUAAAUCAGAAAGAAUCUGAAGAUCAAGAAAAACAGAUGGAAGAGAAGAUAAACACUUCAGGACAACUACGUCGAGAUGGAAAAAUAAAGAAUCUGCUAGAUUGGCUAGACCUGCUAGACUUGCCAGCCCUUUCAAAAAAAUGGCGACUAGAUGGUUUUUUCAAUGGCAAAUAAUAUAUAUAACAAUACAAGGAGAUUUGUUUGAUGAUUCAAAAGCAUGGGCAUGGAAGAUGAUUUGGCAAAGAAAGAAAGUUAGAAUAAGACUGAAGAAAAAUGGGUUUUGAUGUACUUAUAAGAAUUAAAAUAGAAUAUACCCAAAUAGAUAAGAUGCGUAUUUAGAAUACAAGAUAUUAUUAUGAAUGGAGAUAAAGAAAACUUUGGUCAUUUAAAAUUCAGAAGUAUAAAUAUUAACUAUUAAAUCUGAAUAUUGAUUUGCUCAUAAAGAUUAUGUAAAAUGAUUAAGAUAUAUAUAUAAGCUAAAAACUUAUUGAUGAAUGUAAUAAAUAUGUCUUGAUGCAGGCUCAAAAGCAUGGAUAUGGAAGACGAUUUGGCAAAGAAAGGAAGCUAGAAUAAGACUGAAGAAGAAUGGGGUUUUGACUUAUUUAUGAGAAUUAAAAUAGAAUAUAUCUAAAUAGAUAAAAAGUGUAUUUUGAAUACAAGAUAUUAUUAUGAAUGGAGAUAAAGAAAACUUUGGUCACUUAAAAUUUAGAGUAGAAAUAUCAAUAGUUAAAUUUGAAUAUUGAUUUGCCCAUAAAGAUCAUAUAAAGGUGAUUAAGACAUAUAUAAGCUAAAAACUUAUUGAUGAAUGUAAUAAAAAUAUUAGCUUUAAAUAUGAGAUAGUAGAUACAAAGAGGAAGAGAGAAGAAAUUGAAAUAAAACAAAUUUUGGUUACUAUGUUUAAGAUAUUUGGAAACCAUUAGAAAAUAAGAAUAUUUUAUUGUAUUAUUAAUUUGUUGAUAUAGAUGGUGAGAAUUUAAAUAGAUAAGACAUAUACCCUGAAUACUAGAUUUUGUAAGGAAUUGUGAUAGAGGGAAUUGGGAACUUUUAAAACUUGGAAAUGAUAAAUAUUAAACGUUAAUUUUAAAUAUCAAUGGAAAAUUAAAAUUGGGAAAAAUUCACUAGAACAGUGAUUGUCUCAAAAAUUGAAUGUUAAAAUGAUGAAGAUAUAUAUAAACUAGAAAUUAUUGGUAAAUGUAAGAAAGUUAUUUUUUAUUUGAUUGAUAGAAUAAGAAGUGUAUUAAUUUAAAUAUGAGAGUACAUAUUAAGGGAAAAGAGAGGAAAUACUGUAAUAGUUUGGGAUUUGUACUAAUGAUAUUUGUAUGUAAUUGAAUUAUAGUAACUCAGUCACCACAUUGCUUUUCAAAGAUAUAAAUGUAAUAUUGGAAAAUCAAUAAAAAAUUUCAAAAAAAAGAGAAAGGGCUCUGCGUGCCCAGUCUGGCACGUAUGCCAUAGGUUCACCAGCAUGGAGCUAGGAAGUUCUUCCCUCCAGAAAUGUACUUUAGUGAGAAGUUAAAACCAUUAAAAUAUUGUGCCCACAGAACCUACUUAGGGGAUAACAUUCAUGGAGUUCUAAGUGCCUCAAGGUUCUUAUGGUCAGUCCACACUUCAAAUGGUAUCUUACUCCCCUCUAGGAAAUGGUGCCAGGUUAGAAAUGCCCAAUGCACAGCAAUGACCAAUGCCCAUCACUGCUCUGUGUCAGCUUCCUGGAGGUGUAAAUGCACAGUUGCAGGUCUUCCUUGGUGUUUUUCUGAAGAAGAACUGCACCCACUGCAAUGUUGCUAGCGUCCACUUGGAUAAUGAACUGCUCCUCGGGUUAGGAUAUUUGAGGACUGGUUCUCCGACUUACAACCUUUUGAGAUGUUCAAAUGCUGCUUUGCAUUCCAUAG
Messenger RNA from Crotalus tigris (Tiger rattlesnake), 5492 nucleotides. It is a transcript of the gene VWA3B, whose product is annotated as von Willebrand factor A domain containing 3B. The transcript is spliced from 24 exons. Lineage: Eukaryota; Metazoa; Chordata; Lepidosauria; Squamata; Viperidae. Bases 386 to 3610 code for a protein of 1074 amino acids. The record is from RefSeq and is a predicted model, not a curated record.